CGGAUAACAUUUUUUGUGGCUCAAAACAUUGUGAACAUCUCUGUGUGACGAUAAGAAACAACAUUUACGACAGAUUCUGGGUUUAUUUUGCAUCACUAUGACAUUUCUACAUGUGCUGCUCCUACUAUGGGCUUUUCCUCCUUCAGAUGCUUCACACCGACUGAGAACAUUCCACUUUGAAGGAACAAGAAAUAUUCCUAUUAAAGCUCGAGCUAUCUGCACACAAAACUACACUGACCUCGUCACAGUUUAUGAUGAACAAGACAAUCUGGAGCUAACUAAAAUUAUCAAACCUCCUAGUGCCUUAAUUGGUGUCUACACAAGUAUCGGAACCAAUAAGUGGUCAAAUGGUGAUGAAGUCACAUUCAGCAAAUUAAAUGGGAACUGUGGGGAAAUCUGUUGUGCUGCAAUGAAAGCUGAUGGAGAAUGGGAAUCUGUCCAAUACAACACACCAAAAUACUUCAUGUGUUAUGAUCAAGUCACUAUCAGAGAUGAGACGGAGAAUAAUCAGGUGAAAGAAAAAGGGAAAAGCAGUAGUAAUCCUUUCUGGAUCGGCCUCCUGAGAGAUGACUUUGAAUGGGUUGAUGGAGGAAAGUCUGCUUACAGAAAAUAUCCAUUAGAUCAACCUUCAGGUACAGGAAAUGUGACAAUACUCCCAGGUGGUCAUUGGACGAAACUACCAAAUACAAAUAACUUCAACGCUCUAUGUUACAAAAGUCACAUUCAUGUCAGUAAUGAAAAGAUGUCCUGGGAGAACGCUCUGGAUUACUGCGAUAAUAAUGGGAAUACUUCUGGACUCCUGCGCAUCGAGUCUAAAGAUGAUCAGAUAGAAACGGAGCGAGAACUAAGAAGAAGGAAUAUUUCUGGUCCAGUGUGGGUGGGGCUUAGACAGAGUCGACUCUUUGGAUUCUGGAUUUGGUCCAAUGGGCUUCAUGUGGGACCCUGGACCAACUGGAAAGGAGGAAGUCAACCAGAACAUCAGAUGUCCCACCACUGUGGUGCCAUAGAGAAGAUGAACGGUGUAUUCAAAUGGACUGAUAAAGACUGCAGAUCUCAAUUUACUGUUUUAUGUGAGAGAAAGUAAUAAACAGAACCAGUUGAAAGUUUGGGCACACGUGACUUCUCACAGUAAAAUCUACAGUAAUGCUGAUUUUAAGAAUUUGUUUAGUAGACAAGUGUACAGUACAGUAGAAUCGUGCCAAUGUAUGGAUUUCUGUUUUACUGCCUAUUGGAUGCACAUACACCUUUAAAUGGAUUAAUACAAUUAUCAAUAGACAGCCAUUGUGAUGUUUUUUUGGUUGCUUCAUGAAUUUGUCAAUUAAUUAAAGUGCAAU
Xyrauchen texanus (razorback sucker) is the source of this 1334-nucleotide messenger RNA. RefSeq lists its product as uncharacterized. Bases 98 to 1084 code for a protein of 328 amino acids. NCBI's taxonomy places the organism in Eukaryota, Metazoa, Chordata, Actinopteri, Cypriniformes, Catostomidae. The record is from RefSeq and is a predicted model, not a curated record. The transcript has 5 exons.